This is a messenger RNA of Penicillium coprophilum, 906 nucleotides long. RefSeq names its product MBL fold metallo-hydrolase. The transcript is spliced from 2 exons. The record is from RefSeq and is a predicted model, not a curated record. The coding region runs from base 1 to 906 and encodes 301 amino acids. NCBI's taxonomy places the organism in Eukaryota, Fungi, Ascomycota, Eurotiomycetes, Eurotiales, Aspergillaceae. Gene Ontology annotation, biological process: secondary metabolite biosynthetic process.
AUGCCUCUUGAAACCCACCACCAUUCCUGUUCGGCCAAAGGCCUCUCCAGCAUCACCACCCUGAUUGUGGGUGCGACGGAGGCCAUCUUGGUCGACCCUCCCUUCCUGAUUCCCGAUGCUGAAUCUGUUGUUGGUUGGGUCAAAGCCAUGACCAAGAACAACCUCAAAGCUGUUUUUGUAACGCACCACCACCCUGACCAUUUCUUUUCGGCAAACACCAUCCUCGACGCCUUCCCCUCCGCCAAGUUUUAUGCCGCACCAUAUGUGCUCGCAGGCAUCAAUCGCGAGUAUGACGACAAGGUGAAAUACUGGCCCACCAUCUUUGGCCCGGGGAAUAUUCACAAAGCGCCCAGGAAGCCGGAAGAGUUUAACUUCAGUUUCUUUCUGUUACAGGACAACCUUGAGAGUCCGGUGAUACUUCUUGGCCCACUCCAGGGUGACUCAGUCGAUCAUACCAUUUUCUGGAUGCCAACCGAGAGGACGGUUAUUUGUGGCGAUGCAAUCUUCGGGAGAAGCACACAUCUCUGGGUCGAAGAAAUUGAAACUCCGGCUCUACUUCAAGCGUGGACUAAAACAGUAGAUCUUAUCUCGGCCCUAGAGCCGGUCAAGCUUAUUCCAGGCCACAUGGAAUCAGGAUGGCCGCUGGACACCAAGGCUGAUAUCUUCCACACCAGGAAAUACCUGGAUUUGCUCGGCGAGAAGGUGAUAUACGCUUCUACCAAGCCACAAGUUCGGGAAUUGUAUGAUAACUUCCAGAAUGCUUUCCCACAAUGUAAGAAAAACUUGGAGUUCUUCCUAGGCCACCUGUCCAAUCAAUUUGGAGAAGGGGGACAGCCCUGGGAGGAGAAUAGACAUCAUGCAGCAGAUAAGAGGACAGUCGAGGGACUGAAUGGCUAUUUGUUUUAA